AUGUUUUCUCUAAAUACUACGGCGACCCUGCGCAACGUGACACAUCUCCCACGCUCAAUAAGCUAUGCACAAGCUGUGGAACAGCUUCAUAACCAUGAAUUGCUCAUUCGCCUCGACCCCGAAUAUGUGUCGCACGAGACCCUGCCGUCAGACCCGGCUACACCGGAGGCCAAGAUAUAUAAGAUAACAGACCAUAUGAAUGCGCUUCCAGCUGGGCUGUGGGAUACAAAAGUGACAUUUGAAGCACAUAUGACGGACCUGGAGGAUGGAAUACUAUGGCUCAUCAAGGCGCCAUUGGGACUGACGCAGAAGACUACAUGGAGGUGCUUGAGGACGGAGAGUUUAGGACAAGGGGACAAAGGAGCCAGUGAGGAAGAGGGAGAGUGGAGCCUAGUUGAGGAUGUGGAGAUCAAGGCGAACCGGAUGCUGGUGAACACGGUCAAAGGGAAAUGCGAGGAUAAUUGGCGAGGCACACAUGGCAGGUUUUUGGCGCAGUUGAAGGAGAAGGUCGGUGCAGCGUAG
Molecule: messenger RNA, 522 nt
Organism: Bipolaris oryzae ATCC 44560
Lineage: Eukaryota; Fungi; Ascomycota; Dothideomycetes; Pleosporales; Pleosporaceae
Exons: 2
Coding region: 1-522 (173 amino acids)
Source: RefSeq, a predicted model, not a curated record